AUGCUGGCGUCCCUCUUCGUCCUAGGCACCUUCCCCGCCCUGCUGACGCUGCUGGAGCGCAGAGGCCGGCUGCCGCAGCACACGUACCUCGACUACUCCAUCACUAACCUCCUCGGUGCCGUUGUCAUCGCCGUCGCUUUUGGGCAGGCAGGAGAGAUCCUUAUUGCAAUGGCCGGUGGAGUCACGCUCGGCCUCGGGAACCUCAUCUCGCAGUAUGCAUGGGCGUUUGCCGGCCUGUCAGUGUCCAUAAUCAUCUGCUCAUGCAUGGCUGUUGUUAUAGGAACGACCACGAACUAUUUUCUGGAUGGGCGGAUAAAUCGAGCUGAGAUCCUUUUCCCUGGUGUGGCCUGCUUCCUCGUCGCAGUCUUCCUCGGUACAGCUGUCCACUGUUCAAAUGCCAGGGAUAAUCAGGAGAAACUAAGAACGGUGGAGAACAGAGGUACUGAGCUUAGCAGCAAUGCCACCGACACUGUCAAGAGAUUAGUAGGGAAGAUGAAUAAAAUUGUUCUCCAGGGAAGGUGCUGCAGGUGGCAGAUCCUGAAACAGGUUCUGGACUCCCACAAGCUGCUGGGCCUGGGCUUGAUCUUCCUUGCCGGCACCUGCUUCGGCACCUUCCUGCCGGCGAUAAACCUGGCCACCGACGACCAGUGCCACGUCCUGCGGGACAGCGUGCCGCACCUGCUGGUCUAUACCGCCUUCUUCUACUUCUCGCUCUCGUGCCUCACGCUCGGUGUCUGCCUCAACAUCUGGUUCCUGUACCGGCCGAUGGCCGGCGUGCCGGCGUCGACCGUCGGAGCCUACCUGAGGGACUGGAACGGCCGGCACUGGGUCCUUUUGUCAGGGACUCAGGGUUGCUCUGCGACUUUGGGAACGGUUUUCAGUUCAUGGGCGGCCAGGGCUGCUGGCUACACGACCGCUGAUGCGGUUCAGGUGCUGCCGCUUGUUAGCACGUUCUGGGGAGUCGUCCUCUUUGGCGAGUACCGGAGAUCGUCCAGGAGAACGUACAUGUUGGCAUGUUGCUUGCCGGCAUGCUGUCCAUGUUCGUCGUCGCAGUUGCGGUUCUCAUUGCUUCGGCAGGGCAUAGGAAGACAUCACCUCCAUCGUCAGAUGCUAAACUCAUUGUUCAACGUCGUCAAGCUCUAUGAAGAACAUCGUGGAUGCGACUAG
Messenger RNA from Miscanthus lutarioriparius, 1167 nucleotides. NCBI's taxonomy places the organism in Eukaryota, Viridiplantae, Streptophyta, Magnoliopsida, Poales, Poaceae. The record is from the annotation of a GenBank genome assembly.